CGCCCGUGUAUUCUAAGCAUUUUAACAGCAAACUGGCGACGACCUGGCAGGUGUUAUUACGAUAAUAUUUCCGCAAGGGCGCACGGGUCCAACAUGCUUGGCCCGUGAGUUGAACUUUGCACAAAACGCAGUCCCACAGAAACCUUUUUGAGAAGAUGAUUGGCCCAGUGAUUAUUAGUUUGUCGAAGGUCAAUGAUGUUGACGGUUGAUAAUUGUAUUUGUUCAUGUACAUACAGUGGGCCGAGAUAAGCCAACUUUGUACAUGUAGGCCUACUCUGUUGAAGUGAAAAACAUACGUGCCUCAAAUUCGGGAGCAGCAGGUACAAUAAUUUCAGUACCCGCCAAACACUGAUACCUUAAAUGUAUACGCAGUGAGCCGUCUAUGGUCACUAAAUCAUGGAACUUACAACCGAAAUGAGGAGAAAAACGUCCCACGGCAGUGACAUCAGUCUGUCGUCGUCGCUAGUCCACCUGAGACGCAACAUCAGCCUCUUCAGUGGCAUCUGCAUCAACAUCGGUAUCAUUAUCGGCUCGGGUAUCUUCGUCUCCCCCAAAGGUGUCUUACAGGGAGCCGGGUCUCUGGGACUCACCCUUGUCAUCUGGAGCCUGUGCGGGGUCUUCUCCCUCCUGGGGGCCCUGUGCUUCGCCGAGUUGGGCACCACCUACCCAUCCUCGGGGGCGGUCUACGCCUACCUGAAGGCCAUCUACGGUGACCUGGUAGCCUUCCUGUACAUCUGGAUCAGCGUCUUGAUGGCCAUCCCCGCGUUUUUUGCCAUCGUGGCCCUGACGUUCGGUGACUACUGCCUGCAGCCGCUCUACCCAGACCCGGAAUGCCCGCCACCGCGUUUGGUCGUUCAGCUGUUCGGCACAGCUGCCAUGCUGCUACUGGCGAUUGUCAACAUCGUGAGCACUCGCCUAUCUACCCUGGUACAGAACCUGUUCACUAUCUGCAAAGUGUUUGCACUGGCUAUCAUCAUUAUCACCGGUGUUGUUCAACUGAUCAAAGGUCAGACACAAAACUUCGAGAACGCUUUUGAGGGAUCGACAUUCAGUGGUCUGGGAUUCGCUCUGUACGCUGGACUAUUCUCCUACACGGGCUGGGAAAGUUUAAAUUAUGUGUCCGAAGAAGUGAAGAACCCAAACAAAAACCUUCCGCGGGCGAUCUUCAUCAGCGUGACGACCGUCACGAUGCUGUAUGUGUUCACCAACGUGGCGUACUUCACAGCAAUGACGCCGGCGGAGCUUCUGGCCUCGAACACCGUUGCAGUGACAUUCGGGGAUAAGCUGUUGGGCCGAUUCGCGUUGGCCAUGCCGAUUUUUGUGGCACUCUCAACUUUUGGCUCUAUCAACGGGAACAUUAUCGUCUGCUCGAGGAUGCUGUUUGUUGGAGCACGAGAGAGACACUUUCCUUCAAUUUUGUCCAUGAUUCACAUCAAGUUUCUCUCGCCACUGCCGUCCAUCGUUGUCAUUAUAGCGCUGUCUGUUUGCUAUACGUUUUCCAACGACAUCUACACGUUGAUCAAUUUCUUCAGCUACGUGGCGUGGACAUCUAUCGGCGCCACCGUGGCCGGCAUGGUGUGGAAGCGGUGGCGGGAACCAGACCGACCUCGCCCUUACAAGGUUAACAUUGUCAUUCCAAUUCUCUUCGUGCUUGCCGCCAUCUUCCUGGUCGUCAUGGGAACCAUUGACUCUCCCAUAGACACGGCAAUUGGCGUUGGUAUCACCCUAACAGGGAUUCCCGCCUAUUUCCUGUUUAUCUAUCCGAAACGUCUGCCCAAGUGGUUGACCAGAUUUGAAGGGAGAGUCACGCAUAUUUUACAGAUGUUGCUACUGGUGGUGAAGGAGGAGACUAUACAAUGACCAAGGUGACGUCAACUCGAAUUAUAUCAUGUGUGCACAGCUGAGCCUGCGACAUUCAAAAGAGAGGCCGCCAUGUUUGUCAAGAUCUCCUAGGGCGCCCUCUGCCAGGACCUUUGAAACAUUUUGUUAAUGAAAAAAACCGCGCAAUUCACGCCACUCUAACGAAUUGUAAUUACACCAAAUUUGUAAUGGAUGAGAUCAUAUUUAUUCUUUCAAAGCAAAUAUUUGUGUACACUUCUCAGCCUUAUUGUUUGUAACAAAUACAACUGUUUUGCCUUUCCCUUAUUUCUUGUUUUAAACGGAAUGCUGAUGCUGAUGCCUCAAGAGCUGUAUGACUACGGGACAUUAAGUGUGACUGAAUUUAACUAAAAAUAUUCUUUUCUUAAAAAUACUGAUGAUUUACAAGACCGAAUAAAAAAAUGUAGAGUGUCUUCAACUCUCAACUGUUACAAUC
Molecule: messenger RNA, 2314 nt
Organism: Patiria miniata (bat star)
Lineage: Eukaryota; Metazoa; Echinodermata; Asteroidea; Valvatida; Asterinidae
Product: cystine/glutamate transporter-like
Exons: 10
Coding region: 397-1860 (487 amino acids)
Biological process (GO): amino acid transmembrane transport
Cellular component (GO): membrane
Molecular function (GO): L-amino acid transmembrane transporter activity
Source: RefSeq, a predicted model, not a curated record